Falco peregrinus (peregrine falcon) is the source of this 3292-nucleotide messenger RNA. It is a transcript of the gene LIPE, whose product is annotated as lipase E, hormone sensitive type. Gene Ontology annotation, cellular component: cytosol. Gene Ontology annotation, biological process: cholesterol metabolic process; triglyceride catabolic process. NCBI's taxonomy places the organism in Eukaryota, Metazoa, Chordata, Aves, Falconiformes, Falconidae. The record is from RefSeq and is a predicted model, not a curated record. Gene Ontology annotation, molecular function: triacylglycerol lipase activity; sterol ester esterase activity.
GGUCUCCAGGGCGACGCGCGUGGGGCUGGCGCUGAUUGGUGGCGGCGCGUCACGUGGGCGGAAGCGGCGGGGCGGGGCGGGCGGCGGAGUGCAGCAUGGACUCGCGGCCGCUGUUCCAGGCGCUGGCAGCGCUGGCGGAUGACAACGCCACCUUCUUCCAGCAGCGUGGGGGCGCGGGCGGGCGGCGCUUGGCCGACGCCUUCACGGCUCUGCGAGACCAUGCGGCGCGGCUGGAGCCGGCGCUGCGGCAUGUGGCACGGCUCUGCCACCUCUUUGACCUGGACGAGGCAACGCCAGGCAACGGCUACCGCAGCCUGGUGCAAACGGCCCGCUGCUGCCUGGCGCAUGCCCUGCACAAGAGCCGCUGCGUGGCUGCACAGCGCCGCAGCCUCUUCUUCCGCGCCGCGCACAACGCAGCGGAGCUGGAGGCGUAUGGCGCGGCACUGGCACAGCUUCGCGCCCUGCUCGGCCUGGCCCAGCGCCUGCUGGCGGCAAACCGGCCCGGCUGCCUCUUCCCGCCCGAGGGCGACGGGCUGGCGCAGCUGGUGCUGCGCGAAUACAGCACCAUGCACAAUGCCUGCUUCUACGGCCGCUGCCUCGGCUUCCAGUUCGCCCCCUCCAUCCGCCCCCUCCUGCAGACCAUCGCCAUUGGCCUCGUCUCCUAUGGGGAGAGCUACCGGCGCAACGAGACAGGGCUGGGGGGGGCGGCUGGGUCGCUGUUCACCAGUGGGAAGUUCGCACUGGACCCCGAGCUGCGGGGGGCCGAGUUUGAGCGGGUGACGCAGAACCUGGAUGUGCAGUUCUGGAAGCGCUUCUGGAACCUGACCGAGAGCGAGCUGCUGGCGUCGGUGGCCAGCAUGGCGGCGGCGCAGGUGGGGGUGUGCCCGCUGACUGUGCCCCCUGAGCCGCUGGAGCUGCCGCUGGAGGCGGACCAGGUCACGGUCACCAUCGCCCCCCCCGUGGCACACACGGGGCCCGGGCCCGUGCACAUGAGACUGCUGUCGUACCAGCUGCGUGAGGGGCAGGACAGUCCAGCUCUCACCGCCCUGACCCGCGCCGAGGGGUCACUGGGACCCUUACGCUGGUGGCGGGGGCCCCCCCUGCCCCCCUCCCCCGCCCUGCUGGUGCAUUUCCAUGGGGGGGGGUUUGUGGCACAGACCUCGCGCUCGCACGAGCCUUACCUGCGGGGGUGGGCGCGCGAUCUGGGGGUCCCCAUCCUCUCGGUGGACUACGCCCUGGCCCCCGAAGCCCCCUUCCCCCGGGCGCUGGAGGAAUGCUUCUAUGCCUACUGCUCCCUGCGCCACUGUCACCUGCUGGGCUCGACGGCGCAGCGCGUGUGCCUGGCGGGGGACAGCGCGGGGGGAAACCUGUGCCUGGCGGUGGCGCUGCGGGCGGGGGCGGUGGGCGUGCGCCCCCCCCAGGGGCUGGUGGUGGCCUACCCGGUGACACUGGUGCAGGCCGCCCCCUCCCCAUCGCGCCUGCUGUCGCUGCUGGACCCGCUGCUGCCGCUCAGUGUCCUCUGUGCCUGCCUGGGUGCCUACGCAGGGACGGAGGAGGAGGAGGAGGAGGAGAAGGAGGAGGAGGGGGAAGGGAAGACCGCCCCUCCCCCCCCGGCGCCCCUGAGCCCCCUGCGGCUGCUGCGGGACCUGCGGCAGGGGGCGGCCGCCUGGCUAGGGGGGCUCCUGCAGGGCCCCCCGCCCCGGCCCGAGCCGGCGCUGACGGCAGAGGGGCGCAAGGGAGGAGCAGCCCCCGGACAACCCCCCCCCGGAGGGCAAGGGACCCCCCCGAGGCGGGGGAGGGGGGCGCAGGAGGACCCGGACACGUUCCAGCCGUUGCGCAGCCGUGGCCCCCCCGCCCGCUUCCUGCAGCGCCCCUCCCCCCUGGCGCGCAACCCCCUGGUGUCCCCCCUGCUGGCCCCCGACCCCUUGCUGUGCACCCUGCCCCCCCUGCACCUCGUGGCCUGCGCGCUGGACCCGAUGCUGGACGACUCGGUGGCGCUGGCACGGCGGCUGCGGGGGCUGGGGCGGCCAGUGACACUGCGGGUGGUCCCCGACCUCCCCCACGGCUUCCUCAGCCUGGGACCCCUCAGCGCCGAGACGCGACGCGCCACCGCGCUCUGCACGCGCCUCAUCCGCAGCGUGCUGGCCCCCCCCGAGCCCCCCCGCCGGGGGUCGCUGCUGGUGGGGGCACGCCGGGACAGCCUGGCCCCCCUGGACCCCUCCCGCCGGGGGUCCGUGAUGUUGGGGUUACGUAAGGACAGCCUGACCCCCUUGGAGACCACUCGCCGGGGGUCCAUGAUGUUGGGGUCACGUAAGGACAGCCUGACCCCCCUGGAGACCCCUCGCCGGGGCUCAGUGAUGUUGGGGUCCCGCCGCGACAGCCUGAUCCCCUCAGAGACCCCUCGCCGGGACAGCCUGACCCCCCUGGACUCCUCCCGCCGGGGUCAGUGAUGUUGGGGUUCCGCCGGGACAGCCUGGCCACCUCAGAGACCCCCAGGCGAGGGUCGAUGCUGGUGGGGUCACCUAAGGACAGCCUGGCCCCCUCUGAGACCCCCCAGCAGCAGUCAGUGCUGGUGGGGUCACCUAAGGACAGCCUGGCCCCCCCAGGAUCCCCCCCAGCAGGGGUCGGUGCUGGUGGGGUCACCUAAGGACAGCCUGGCCCCCCAGGAUCCCCCCCAGCAGGGGUCGGUGAUGCUGGGGUCACCUAAGGACAGCCUGGAUCCACAGGACCCCCCCGACCAGGGGUCUAUGCUGGUGGGGUCACAUGAGGACAGCCUGGUCGCCCCUGAGACCCCCCGUCGGGGGUCGAUGGUGUCAGGGUCACACGAGGACACCUCUGCAACCCAUGGUGGGGGGAUCGCAGCGACCCCCGGCACUGCUGAGGCCCGACCCCCCCAUCAGGGGUCUCCCCCCAGCUAGUGCGCCCCCCCAUGGCGCCCUGGCGCAGCCCCCCCCAUGCUGCGGGACGCCAGCAGAGGCGGGGGGGGCUACCCUACCCGGGCAGGGGUUCAGCGGGGUCCCACCUGUCGCACGCCGCCCCAGCGGCCCUGCGGGGCGCGAGGUGGGGUCCUGACACCUACCACCCACCAUGGGGGGGGGGUCCCCAUGGCGGGUGGGGGUGCCCAAACCACAGCGUGUUCCCCCUCUUGCCUCCCCGAUUUCAGGAUCACACAGUGGGCAGGGAAGGGCAAACACUGUUUAUUAACACGGGGGGGGGGGGGGGGGGGGGGGGGGGGGGCACAAAACAGGGUGUGACGGGUACCCCUCCCCCAACACUGGAGUGAACACCUCCC